Messenger RNA from Plasmodium knowlesi strain H, 4458 nucleotides. Its product is annotated as ubiquitin-like protein, putative. The record is from RefSeq and is a predicted model, not a curated record. NCBI's taxonomy places the organism in Eukaryota, Apicomplexa, Aconoidasida, Haemosporida, Plasmodiidae. The coding region runs from base 1 to 4458 and encodes 1485 amino acids. Gene Ontology annotation, molecular function: misfolded protein binding; polyubiquitin modification-dependent protein binding. Gene Ontology annotation, cellular component: BAT3 complex. The transcript has 7 exons.
AUGGAGGAAGAGGGAAACAUGAAAAUAAAAAUAAAAACCAUCGACAACGAGGAAUUUGAGCUGACCGUAAAAGGAGACACGAGCGCGGAGGAGAUAAAAAAUAUUAUUGCGGAAAGGAAAAGCGUGGACAAGCAGGAUAUUCGUUUGAUUUACCAAGGGCAAUGUCUAGCGAACGAAAAAAGUAUCGCAGAUUAUAACAUACAAAAUGACCAUAUAAUUCAUUUGGUCCUGAGAAAAAAAGAAAAUUCUGCCAGCCCGAAUGAUGAAAAUGGAAACUCUGCAAAUAGCGCAAAUGCUCUGAAUGGAAAGACCGACUCUACAAACACCAACGCAAAUGCAAAUGCAAGUGCAAACAUAUUUAGGAGCAACGACGGAAACGUAAUGGCAGAUCCCCUGAAUAUAAAUUUCAGUUCGAAUGUCCACCUGAACAGUAGCAGUGCCAAUAUUCCAAAUGGAGGCACCGCCUCUAAUAUGCCUAAUAGUACCGCCAACCCUAACGUGACAUCCUCCUCCACCCCUGUGUACUUCACCCACAUGAGGUUAACGAGGAAUGACAACAUGGAUGGAGAUCUCAUGGGCCAGACAAAUAUAUGUUCCUUGCUAAAUGACAUAAUGAGUCAGGUAAAUAUUAACCCGAACAUUAUUUAUGGCGCUGCGACAGCAGCUGCUACUGCGGCUGCGAAUGCGACUGGGGCGGGUACCAUGGGAAGUGGAUUGGGAGGUGCCAUGGGAAGUGGACUUGGCGGUGCCAUGGGGAGUGGACUUGGCAGUGCCAUGGGGAGUGGACUUGGCAGUGCCAUGGGAAACGGAGAAAACAUUUUCACCGCGGCGAUGAGGACGGGCGGCAUAAAUGCCAACCCGAACGAAUUUGUCACAGCGAGCUACGUGAACGGGGCGAAUGAUCAGAAGGCCGAGGCGGUGAGCGCGAAAGGUUGCGUGGAAACGGGGGCAGACGUUAAGAGUCAAGGCCGAAGUGGUACUAAAGGAGGAGAAAAUGGUGGAGAGACACACGCAGGGGGGGAGCAGGCAGGACAGAGCAAAGGGGAAUCCUCUUCGGAUAACAGCCACACCAAGCACAAAGUAAACGAGGAAGAUUACACAAAGGAGCAAAACAAAAAAAUGAGGAAAUUAAAAAAGAAGAGAAAAAAUUAUAACAAGGACAUGAAAGUAUCAAAUAAGAUUAAGAAAAAUGGGAAGUACCAUUUUAGUCAUUCAAGUAAGGAUGAUAGCUCGUCCAGUAGCAGCCACUCCGGGUCGUCCCUCAUGUCAGUCUACAGCACCAUGAAGGAUGAGGAGGAAAAGAAAAAGGCACUUAAGUUGAAGAAACAUAGCAAAAAGAAAAAACUGAAAAAUAAGCACAUGAAGAAAAGCUACUAUUCGAGUAGCUCUUCGUCCGAAUCCUCCACAGAUGGUCAACAGGAGGAUGAGCAGGAUGAAGAUGACUAUGAUGACGAUGACGCUGAUGAGCUAGCCAAGAAGGAGAAGAAGUAUCGAAAGAAGGAAAAAGAAAAGAAGAAGAGAAAAAAAAAGAGGUACCUUUUCGACCCCAAUUUCCUCUACCACCAGAAUUAUAUGUACCACCCGAACAGCAUUAGCCACGCCAGGAUAAAUGAUCACUUCAAUCGGAUAUUCAAAGGAAGGAAUGACAUGAGGUUGGCACCGACGUAUCCACCCUUUGUAAUGGACCACGGGGGAAGAGGAUCUCUAGGUACCCGUUUCUACGGAGAAAGCAGGAACAGCCUCAAGUAUGGCAGAGAUGACCUCAGCGACACGAACGAAAAUGCAAACGGUACGAGCAACCACAACCUCAUGGGCGAUUUCGCCCAGCAGAAGGAGAGGAGGAAGAAGGCGUACAGCAGUAGCAAGGCUCUGUUCGGGAAUAUCGGCGCGCAGGACAAUUUGGUGGAUCUUCCAGGCAGCAACUUGAAGACGGGCGGCACAGGUAAGGCGACAAGCCACCCCCCGAGUGGGGACGGCUGUAGCGCAGAUAGUGAUCAAAUAAGUGAAAGAAAAAAGUAUCACUGUCGCGGUCUUCACCACCGCUGCAACCCCCUCCUCACAGGCGGACCGAUGGACGAGCACAACUACCCACGCAGGGGAUCCUACGCGAACAUAGUGCCCCUGAGCGACAUAGAAAGGAACAAUGAGAUAGUUCGCAACGACUCCAUGAGAACGAACUCAAGAGUGGCCAUAAACGAAGAAGAGGGUGCGCUCCUGUCAGACAACAACUCGCUAUCUGCGAACGUAAGAUCGAUACAAAUGUCAAGCGACAGACGAAAUAGUACAUUAGGGAGAAGUGAUCUGAAAUGUUUAAACGACGCAAACGACUCAGAACACAAAAACAUGGAAGUGAACAUACCAUGGAGAGUAAUAGAACAAUUAUUAGUUCUGCUAGAAGAAGAAACGGGAUAUCGGAGACCAGACUUAUCCUCCUAUAUCAAUUCCUACUACAACACCAACUCUAUUUUUGUUUUCUUCUAUCUCUUUGUCCACAUCAACAAUAUAAUUAACAGUAUAAUUAUUCAAUUUAAUCAUUCCAAUUUUAUGAAUAACGAUAUUUCCAUGUCUUCUUUCUCCAGAAUAAGUAUCAUUCUAUCCUUAGCAUCAGUAGUUUUUUCUAGACUCUCCAAUUUCUUCUUUGUUUUUUAUGACAACUUCUAUUGCAACAAUUAUGGACGAAGACACUACAGAUAUUCCGACCCGAUCAAUCAUCAAUUUCUCAGGGAGAUAAGAAAUCUAUAUUAUUCUAAUAAUGAAAGAAAUCCCCACUCCAAUAGAAGCAGUAGGUUUUUUCAAAAUGGCCUUUUCCCUAAUGGCAACUACGCCACUGGAAAUAUGGAUGCCUUUAACAAUGACAGCGCAUCUUACCUGCACAACGUUACAGAUAAUUAUUACCCCUUACCUUAUAAUGAUCUGAGGAAUAGUACAAACAGAACAAACCUGCAACAAGAAUUUGAAGAUUAUUAUAAAAACUACCUCACUACAGUUAAGGGGAAUAAGAAUAUGUUGUUGAAGAAAGAAUUUCUUACGCAUAAGGAGAGGAGUAACAAUGCUGGUGAAUGCUCUAAAAUCAAGGAAGAUGGUGUGAGUAGCAGUCGAGGAGUAGGCAAAGGAGACAAAGUAGUAGGCAAUUCAAAUCCACGUAGCGACAAAAACAUCAGUACCAAAUAUAGGCAGUUUGGACAAUGGAAUGGUAUCUCCAAUCAUGUUAGUAACCAUUUAAACAAUACCGGAAAUGGCCACUCCAACAACCCCUUUUCGAAUUUUCCCGGGCAGGGUAACAAGUCUCUUCUCUACCCCGGCCUUAAGGAAAGGAACCAUGAAAAGGAGGCCCAAAAAAAACAGAAAGAUGGUUCCAAAGCCCACACCCUGAAAAAGCAGCUUAAGGACGGCAACUCGUUCAAGGGCUAUAGCAGCGCAGACGCUAAUGAAAGCAGCAGCAAUAGUGGAGCAGGCAACGCAAGGAACGCAGGAAAUGCAGAAAAGAUGGGAAACUCGGGAGAGGGUGGUCCUCUGAACCACAUCCUCAGCGACCUGAUUAAAAACAAAGAUGAGGAAAUGGAAAACGGAAAAAUGGCUAGUAACCGCAGCCACCCAAGAAGUGUACAACACGAAGAUGAAGCAAAAGGAGACGCCCUAAAUGCAACCAAUAGUAACUUCGCCUCCUGUGAUAGUAACAUGGAUGAUAUGUACGAUGUGUCAGACGAUGGAAAAGAUAAGGAGGUCGCCAACGUGAAGGAUAACCCUAAGGAAGAAGAUAAAGAUGAAAAACAUACUGACAAUGGGAAAGACAACCAUCCUACCGCCAUCCCUGAGAAAGAGAAUCCAACAGACAAGCACACUACUCCACAGGGCAAAAAGGAAACACAACAAAUAGUAGCACAACCUGGUGACCUAAGAAAAGGCACAGACAGCAGGACGGACAACUCCACGUCUGUUGACAUUAGGAACCCCCCCCCUGUUGUGAACAAUACCCCCCCUAUGCCCAACAUGAAUUUUUCGAACAUUUUAAAUUGUGUGCAGAGUCAAUUGUCCGGGGGAGGUAGUAGUGCACAGAUGGAGCCCCCUCGAGAUAAGUUUGAAGGAAUGCCUGAGGAAGUGAAGAACAGAUAUAAAACAUGGGUGGAAAAUACACAGAUAUUCUCCGGACAGAUGAUUAAAAUUUGCAGAAAUAAGCGCCCGUUAAGCAACGCAUACAUUGGGAAUGGCUCAUCCAAGGAUCAAAUAUCAUUCAGCAAUUUGUUGCCUUUUAUCUGGAAAAGGAAUAUGAGCACGAUAAACUUGGAUAUGAACCUGGAACUAUCGGACGACCUGCUAAACGCCUUCGACAUGCACGUACUCGAUUUUGUAAAAAAGUCCAUCAAAAAUAACGAAGACUAUAAGUUGGAAAAAUUUAAAUAUCCAACCCUCUCCCUGUGCGAAAAACUGUUUGAAGAAAUGGAAAAGAAGGAUAAGUAA